AAACAAGUCUACCUUUGAUUCAAAAUGACUUCAAUUUCACUUGUGCUCUCCCUUUUGGCCCUUUUGAAUUUCGUGUGCAUCGUCUUCGCCUUUGAUGUUAGUCCUCUCCAAGAUUUCUGCGUUGCCGACUCCACCGGCAAGGCACUUUGCAAGGAUCCAAGCACUGUUACCCCGAAUGACUUUUUCCGAAGCGGCCUUCAUCUGCCGGGAAACACCUCAAACCCGUACGGCGCCGCCGUGGUGACCGCAUCCGCAGCCACCGUGCCGGGGCUCAACGGCCUCGGGCUGACGUUCAUGCGCGCGGAUUUGGCCCCUAAUGGCUUUUUCCCGCCCCAUUUCCACUCUAGGGCAACCGAGCUCGUGGUUGUUCUAGAAGGUUCCAUGGAGGUCGGGUUCAUAACCUCGUACCCUAGUUACAAGUACUACAGCAAGAUCCUCGGGCAAGGCGAUGUUUUUGUGGUCCCGGUCGGCCUCGUGCACAACGUGCGUAAUCUUGCUAAAGGAAACAGUGUUGCGUUGGUGGCCUUCAAUAGCCAGAAUCCCGGGAUUACAAAUCUUCCAAAUGGGCUCUUCGCAGCUCAACCUGAAAUCGACAGUGUUUAUCUUUCGAAGGCGUUUCAGUUGGAUGUCAAUAUUAUCAAGGACUUGCAGAAAAAAUUCUAG
Salvia splendens (bonfire salvia) is the source of this 663-nucleotide messenger RNA. RefSeq names its product putative germin-like protein 2-1. The record is from RefSeq and is a predicted model, not a curated record. Bases 25 to 663 code for a protein of 212 amino acids. Lineage: Eukaryota; Viridiplantae; Streptophyta; Magnoliopsida; Lamiales; Lamiaceae. Gene Ontology annotation, molecular function: manganese ion binding. The transcript is spliced from 2 exons.